AUGGACAUGGACCUCUCAAUCAAUCCAGAUGCGCAUGGAAAGGAAAUUGAAAAGCUGACAUUCAAGACAAAACAUCAAAAUCAGUGUGGAAGCAAUGAACAUGGUGUUGAUAGUGAGUCUCUAUUAUAUAUUCUGUCUACCAGCAGACUAAAUAGCUAGUUUAACUUUCUCUAUAUAAUGGAUACUAGUGAUAAAACAUCAUACAACAUUUUCUGGUUUUAUUUGUUAUGCCGUUGCCGUCUUUCAUUUUUGGUAAAUAUGAUUAGUGUUUACAAACUGUGUAAUAGAAAGAACGAUCUCACAUAUUACCAAUUCUCAUUUUAUUUUUAAGUAACAGAUAGGAAAUCAUGUGAACUAUGUGGGAAGGAAUACAGACAACAAAUAAUCGAUAGCAACCCCCAUGAUGUGAAGAGCGAGAUAUCUUACUCAUAUUGUUCUUGCUCCAUCGCAUAUGAAGAGGAUGUGCAGGUAUUCCAUAUAUCAGACUUUAUUACCUUUAAAAAAAUAAUUGUUUUUCUGUACAUUCAUUAAUUUUUAAAGCAUACGGUUUCAUUUAUACAAACAUACCGUUCAAGCUUUGAAGACUACAUCUUUUGCCUUGGUACAGCUAUCUAAUUUUGAAAGUUGCACUUUUCCUAGUUAAUCAAUAAAGAUAUUGUAUUGGCACAUUUUUAUAUGUCAUUUGCAAUUAUCAAAUACAUUUUCAGUCUUGAACACCAGCCAUAGCAAUAAGUGGCAACCCUGGUGGUCCAGUGGUGAGUAGUAUAGAUCUACAACCUGCAGCUCCUCUGGCUGCAGGCUAUCUGCGACAACGCUCAGACAAGCAUGCUCACGGGAGGAACUGUCUCCCAGGUCCUCUCUCCCUCCUGCCCUACCUCUCUCUAAUGAAGGGCCUUUGGUCGGUGAGGGAGAUCUUUGACUCCCCACCGUCCCGAGACGGCCCAAAACAAGUAAGCAUGGCCACCUAUCCAUGGGCCGGCAGGGGAGAUCAAAGGAUCUCCUCUGUCGGCCCGGUACAUGGGCAACACUGGGGGCCCGUAAUGCUUGUGGCACCCCCGGGCAAGUGCCCAUUGUGUCCAUGCGGAAGGACUGCCCUGAUUGCACUCACUCUUGGUUUAAAUCACAUCGCCCAGAAAAAUAUUUUUUGUCUUUUCUUUGAUACUUGCUUCUCUCUGUCAGAGUAUCUUUCAUUCGCCCACAUACUUUUCAUUUCCAGUCAAUGGUUUCCUAUUGUAUUCACAGUAUAUUAAAAAUCUGAAGAAUUGCAUAUGGCCCUCUCCUAGUGUGUAAAUCAAAGGUGGACUGACCAGUUGGGUACUAUGCAAUGGACCAAGGGCCCUGACACUGGAAGAGUCUGUCCUCUCUUUUGUGGUAAUAUACUGGAAGAGGACAUGGCAGCUUUCCCAGUGUGCCAGGGGGGCACAAUUUAGCAUACUGUACAUACUAUACACCACUAUAUACACACUAUACCCUUCAAGACACACACUCACUAUAAUUCCUGUACACAAAGUGUACACAUACACUACACAUGCUAUAAUCCCUAUAAACACUCACUGUAUCCUGUAUACACACUCACUAUAACUCUUAUACACACACUAUACCCACAAUAUGCCAGGUGCAGACCAUGAGUAGCUUUCUCUACAGUUGCAGUCAAUGAAAGCAUUAGCACAGUUUGCCAUGGCAAUGUUCUGACAAGUUCUGGAGACAGUUAUUCUUGGUCUGCACCCAGCAGAUGUGCAGACAGGACCAGAUAGUCAGCAUCAUGGGAUCAACCAAAAUAAAAGAGGAGACUAUAUUUAAAAGAAGAAAAACUAUCACAACAAGAAGACAUAGUCUUAAAUUAGAGGCAAAGGUUUAAAAAAAAUAUCUGGAAGUAUUACUUUACUGAGAGGGUAGUGGAUGCAUGGAAUAGCCUUCCAACUGAAGUGGUAGAGACAGGGCCGGUGCAAGGAUUUUUGCCACCCUAGGAAAAAGUAAAGUUUGCCGCCCCCCACCCCCCCAUGUGACAUCACAAUGCCCCACCCAUAUGAUCUGCCAUGUUAACUAACGCCAGUGCUGGAGUGCCGCCGUGUUUACAUUAAAAGGCCUGCAGGGACAGGCUAAAGACACCAGAACCACUACAUUAAGAUGAAGUGGUUCUGGGGACUAUAGUGUCCCUUUAAUGUGAGGUAAAUUAGAGAUUAGUGACACGAAUAAUAUACUAGAUUGCCUACUUACAACCAGAUGAGGAUGAUGAUGGGCUCUAGCUGCAGUCUGGCUCCACUGGUCUGGUGUAGAACAGGCUCUCUGGAGGCGGUUUGUAACUGUGGUCACAAAAAUCAAUGUUCUGGGAGAACGAGAAGCAGCUCCAUUUUUUGGGGCCCUUUACACAGCUCAAGGUUUGGGUCCCAGGGUCCACCUUCAUGUUCCACUAAUGAGUUUGUUCACAGGGGGUGGAGUGAGUAGGGGAUGUCCUGAUAUGUGUGUAAGGAAUGCAUUGUGUGAAUCUGUGUUUGUAUGUGUAAGGGCUGCAAGGUGUGUUUCUGUGUAUGUACGGGAUGCAGUGUGUGCGUCUGUAAGGGGUGCAUUGAGUGUGUGUAAGGGGUGCAUUGAGUGUGUGUAAAGAAUGCAUUGUAUGUUUCUGUGUGUGUAAGGGAUGCAUUGUGUGUAAGGGUUGCAUUGCUUGUGUGUGUGUGUGUGUGUCUGUGUGUGUAAUGCAUUGUGUGUUUUUCUGCAAGGGGUGCAUUGUCUUUGUGUGUAAGGGGUGCAUUGUGUAUGAUUGUGUGUGUGUGUGAUGGAUGUCAAUCUCUCCCCCCUCCCUUGUUACUCUCUUCUCCCCCUUUUUCCCUCUCUUCUCCCCCUCAUGGACGCACCCGCCCGGGCAAAGCUGCAGCCACCUGAGGCUCUCUACAGAGCGCUUGGGCGGCUGCAGCAUGAGGGAGACCGGCGCUCCUGGUGGCGCCCCUUCCCAGGGGGCACCCUAGGCUGCUGCCUAACAGGUAGAGGUUAACACAGUGAAGGAGAUUAAGCAUGCGUGUGAUAGGCAUAAGGCUAUCUUAGCUAUAAGAUAAGGCCAGGGACUUUAGAAAAUUGGGCAGACUAGAUGGGCUGAAUGGUGCUUAUCUGCCGCCACAUUCUAUGUUUCUAUGUGCAAUUAUAACACUGCCCAUAACCGGGGCUUUAGCACUUCGUAAUGUUCAUGCAUCCUAAUCAAAACAAAAUAAGUAAAAAUGCUAGCAGGUCCCAUCAGCACAUAUGCUUUCCCUUAGAUUAGAUUAGAUUAGAUUAGAUUAGAUUAGCAGAGCUUUCCAAGGAUGCAGAUCAGGGACAGAGCCAGCACAAGCCACACAUAGUCCUGGCCAAUCAGCAUGCAUCUCUAUGAGGAACAUUCAGUGUCUCCACACUGUGCAACACUGCCCCAGAGAGCACCUCUAGUAGCCAUCUGAGAAGGCUGUAAUGCAAACACUGCCUUUUCCCUGAAAAAAAACUGUUCACUGCAAAAAGCAUGGAGGGACUCAUUAUGCUCACCAGAACAAGUACAAUAAGCUGUAGUUGUUCUGGUGACUAUAAUGUCCCUUUAACACUGUCACAGGAAAGGUACAGUAACCUAAUAAUAGGCAAAGAGAGAGUCAGUAAACAUGCCAACAGUCAAGGGUUAUACAGUAACACAUAAAGGUCAUCAUAAAUGAGCCAAGGUCAAGGAUAACAGAGAGAAGAAAAAUCAAGGACAAGCCAAAGUAGAUACCAGAAAAUUAAACAGAAUACAAGUUUACUAAUAAAAGCUCUAAUAUAAUCAAAACAGAAACCAAUACAGGGCAAGGCGUUGUCUGUCAGUUCGGGUUUAAAUAGUAAUAGGUUAACAUUUAAAGGUCUAUAUCAUAAUUGCAAUAAGAUGUUUUCAACACCACCAUCCCCCGUGAUUGAGUGGUUAAGCACUUCAUAAAUUCCAAACAAUUUAACAACCACAGUGAGAGAGGUAGAUAAUGGAGAUGGGAGAGGGACAUGGGAUUCAUAGAGAGAAAGUGGGACCCCUAAAUGAAUUAAGGAAAUGUAGAGAGACCCAAACGUAUAUAGGAGGAUUACUGCAAAAGGAAACAAAAAUGUAGGGGAGAUGGAGAGAGACCCAGAAGUGGGUGACGUGAGGAAGAAAAUUAAAAAAAAACAACAUUUAGAGUUACACAGAUACAGAUGAUACCAAUAAAAGAAACAAAAAUAUUCCAGAUUUUGAGACCACUGAAAUAAUAGUCCUAAAUCAUAAUACUAGAAUGCUCAAGAUACUUUAUUAUGCCAUAUGAAGACUGGAAGCAGCAGAGGACAAGUACAAAUUGUUUACAAUGUGCCUGUGGGCACUUUAUCAAAUGGCAAUGUACAUUUAACAUAAUAAACGAUAUGCCUUUCUCUGAUAUAGUUCUGAUAUACAUCCAUGUCAGAUCUGCAAAUAUUUACUUACAUGGUUUUUAAUGUAUUAUCUUUUAUCAUGUAUGAAGAUGAGGGUUAACUUCAGAUACAUUGUUAGAGAAUGUUUAACUUUUAAGGGGCCAAGUAUGACAGCAAUUUCAAUUAUUUUGAUCUAAAAUUUGCAAUUCCCUUGCCCAUUCUUCCCAACGUCUGCUUUAGUAAAUAAACCCUACAAUGUUUCAUUAUGUGUGCUGUCAGAGAAUACCUCUACUGCUCGCAGUCUUGAUACAAACACCUAAGACUGACUGGUGACUCUGUUUUAGAUCAAGAAAACAACAGAAAAAGACAGCAGAAAAUUUAAGUGUGCAGAAUGUGGGAAAGCUUUUAAAUUUAAACAUCACUUAAAAGAACAUAUUCGAAUACAUAGUGGUAAGUAAAAACUGUAUAUUUUUAGCAACGCAUUGCAUUACUUAUCUAUUAGAUUGUACGGUACCAGAGAAUGAUUUAUUUUCAGAUUAUGAUCAUAUAGAAUGGACUGUAUACCAGGAUUGUCAUAUCACCAUUUUCACAAUGGAGACUUAUCAAAAAAUGCACACCAUGUGGACAAAUUGGCGCACUGAAUUCCAGAGUUUUCAUGUUACCUAACACAGCCCUUUCUUAAUAGUAAUCAAGAUUUUUUUUCCCUUAUGAGAAACAUGGAGGGUGGUGGUAUGCAGGGGUACAAGGAAAUACAAAAUAGAUUACUGAUACAGUAGCAAUCAAAACAUAGUUACAAGUUUCACAACAUGUGUAACAGGAAAAAGGAUUUUUAUAAGUUUCACUGCAGUAAGCAACACACUUUAGAAACCCAUCUGUUCUCCUUAACCAUAUCACUGACUAUAAACACUCAGUCACUGUUUUACACUUAACCCCCAAAUUAAGCAAAUAGUUGGAAGAACAUUUAGAAAUAUUUCUCGUGGGAACAUGGGGUAAAUAAAAAAUGUCAAAUGCACCCACAUGUAAGUUGGUAUAAUGGAUAAAAUACAACUUAGCUUUAGAUCAGUAUAAUGUAUACUUAUAUUUCUGUAUUUCAGGUCCUUCUCCAGACUGUUACCUGCUUCUGUAUUAUGUUAUCUCCUCAACACUGUUUGUGUCUGAUCACAUACCUUAUACACAAUUCUUCCCUCACCAAAAGCCAUGCAUUCCUGUCCACCCUACUAAGAUACAUUUCAGGUCUCCCCCUAUCCAGAUAACAAUUCCUUCUUUGCCAUCCAAUCAUAAACAUACCUCACAAGAUUAGUCACUUUUAGUCCCUUCCAGGAAUCAGACUGUUUCUCUAGACCGGGGGUAGGCAACUUUUAGCACUCUAGAUGUUGUGGACUAUAUCUGCCAUAAUGCUCUUACAGCCAUAAUGCUGGCAAAGCAUCAGUGGAGAUGUGGUCCACAACAUCUGGAGUGCCAAAGGUUGCAUAUUCCUGCUCUAGACACAGAUAUUGGGAGUAUGCUCAUUACAAUGUUAAUAAAACUUUAUCGUAGCACUUAAAUCUUUCAUCUCAAAUGUACCUUCCCAGCCAUCCUUAUGACCAACCUACUCUGGACAAUCCUCUCACACCUCUCUUAGCUCCAUGUCCUCCUCACUUCAUUCAGUAAUGAGUAACCCUAAUGAGUCCUACCUUCCCCCUUUUAAAUUAUAAUAUUUUAACUAACAUAUUUUUCCAAAGUAGCUGAGGCUGGUUUUGAUGGCUGGUCCCAAUGGCCCAAGGUGUAGGUAGAACCCAAUGUACAUUGUAGACUAGACACAGACUAUCAUCUUGAGCCUUGGUGUGGUCUACUGUACCUAAAUGUGAAAAUAAACUGGAGGUUUUCUUGACAUAACACUGAAUUGUACAAAGGAGCAGAAUUUGUGGACUGAAUGCUGCUUUCUCAUAGAUCAACACAAUACAAACAUAUUUUACUAAUAUAUAUAUAUAUAUAUUCGGUACAAUUAGAAAGUCUGAGUAUAAUGGAAAACAUAAUAGAUAAAAAUCUCAUCAGUAAGUGCAAAAUUGUAUGAAUGAAGGCGAGAGGUUAUGUUGGGGUGAAUUGGUUAAGUUUAUAGAAUUCACCAGUCACAUUUCUUUUUUUAUAUAUAGGUGAGAAACCUUAUGAAUGUUCAAAAUGCAAAAGAAGAUUUUCUCAUUCUGGAUCCUAUAGCUCCCACCUUAACAACAGAAAGUGUUUUCCAAUUGACAAUGUAACGCCUGUGGACUCUUCACCAAUGCUGUCUCGCUCUUCACAUAAUAUGAAAAGAAAAGGUGAAAGACUAAAUGAUCAGUACAGCUCACCACCAGGCUUUCAUGAUCAAAGUGUUAGGAACUGGCUAAUUUACAGUCCUGUUUCUGGAUCCCUCACAAAGCCACACAUUGCUUGGCUCAACGGUGAUAGUAAUUGUCUUGAUGGAUCCACUGAUAGGUUGUCCACUGACAUGAAAUUGGGCACAUUGAAUACAAAUUUGCAUGAGGCUCCAGAUCCUUGGUAUUUUGGCAGUGCCUGGUGCAGUAAUUUGCAACACAUCCAAGUACAUGAUAAUGGAUGGUCAGGAAAUAAUGUAAAACAGUUUGCUACACCAUUCCCUGUCUGUUUACAGAGGCCUAGAGUGAUGACCAGUGACAUCCACUAUGCCAUGUAUCCACCAGAAGCAUUGGUUCUUGGGCAUCAGAGACAAGACUCCAUGAUAAAGAACAAUACUAUUUUGUCCACAAUGUUCCAAAGAGAGUUUCAUAAGGACAAUUUAUUGGAAUCAUUACAAAAUGGUUCAGUUUGGAGUCCUGGUGUUUCACCCAGAAAAUGUUUAUUGACAAACUCACACAGUUCAGUAGAAAGGCAUCUGAAGGUCAAAAAUGCCAUUGGGAGAGACCAAUCUUUAUUGCCAACUUUUGCAAAUGUUCACGAAAUUGAAGAACAAGCUGGACUUUCAAGUGUUUGUGAUCGUAGCUGGCAAACAUUGCCAAAUCUCAGCAAACAUAUUUUCUCUCCAUGUAACACAAACCAACAAGUUCCACAAACUGAGCCUCUGGAUUUAUCAUUGCCAAAAUUAUGCAGGAGAUCGCCAACUCCAACAGCUUUUGACACAGGAUCUAUUAAGGAUGGCAAUUGCAAAUAUAAGAAGAGCAAGUCUGUGCAGUUAGAUACCAUUCCAUCAAUGAGAUGUAAUGAGCCACAAUCUGAAGCUGUAGAACUGUCAUGUAUUUUCCCCAGUGUGUUGCACAGCAUCAUCCAGAGUCACCACUCCAUUCAUCAUGCGAGCCACAAUUUUCAUGGAUUACCCCUUUACCCCCUUGUGAACUAUUUGUACGGAAAUAAAUACCCUGAGAUGACUAGCCUUAAAGAAGACCUCAUAUCUCCAGUGAGUAGUCAUAUUGUGUUCUUCAAUAACAAAUAACAGUCAGUUUGUAAAUUGUGUGCAGAGUUUUUGUAAGUGCAACAUCUAGUCUACUGAAGUUGUAAGCCAUGAAUAUACAGAACAUUAGACAGUGUUUUAAGGACAAUGGAGUAUGUAGUUGGAUUUUUAAGGUCUAUAAAAUUGCCACAUAUACUUACAAAAAUAAUGACAUAUAACAAAAAAUGAGUUUAUUUCACAUACAUCUAGGCUGAAUUAAGUGCUUUUGCAUUGCUCAUGACAGUCCUGUCAAGAACCCAUAUAAAGUCACUUUAUGGAAGCCCUGCAUAUAAAUAUAUAUAUAUAUAUGUAGGCUAGAAUGACUACACUUGCUUUUGCUUUCUUUAGAAAAUAGGUGUCCCAUAGGGGAUAUGAUAGUAGUACAGAAAUGUAUACAGUGUAGGCCCGGACUGGCCAUCGGGCACACCGGGCAAAUGCCCGGUGGGCCGCGGUGGCCAUGGGCCGAGGCCGGCAGGGGAGGUCCCAGGAUCUCCCCUGCCGGUCUAUGCAGGGCCGGCGCUAUCCGAGCGCCGGCCCCGCUGUUUUCCAUGAAGGGCCAGUGAGGGAGAUCAAAGAUCUCCCUCACCGGCCCACAUGCUGUAUAAUGCGGCCGCGGUCAGGGGGAGAGGGAGGGAGACAGCCGCUCUCACAGCACUCACACACAUAGCACUCUUUCACAGCACUCUCACACACAGCACUCUCCCACACAGCACUCUCUGACACACAGCACUCUCUGACACAGCACUCUCUCACACACAGCACUCUCUCACACAGCACUCUCUGACACACAGCACUCUCUCACACAGCACUCUCUCACACAGCACUCUCACACACAGCACUCUCUCACACAGCACUCUCUCACAGCACUCUCACACAGCACUCUCUCACAGCACUCUCACACACAGCACUCACGCACUCUCACACACAUAGCACUCUCACACAGCACUCUCUCACACAGCACUCUCACUCACAGCACUCUCACACACAUCAUACACAGCACUCUCACACUCAUCAGACACACACACAUCACACAGAGCACUCUCACACACCGCACUCUCACACACAUCACACACCGCACCCCUCAGACACACAUACUGCACCCCUCACAUACACACAGAACCCACUCAACAUACUGCACCACACACAUACACAAUACUUCCAAAUAUAUAUUUAUAUAUAUAUGUAUAUAUAUAUAUAUAUAUAUAUAUAUAUAUAUACACACACACUACACUCUUAACAUACACACUCUGGAUCCACUAUACACACACUAGAUUCCUUGUAAGCAAACACAUACUACACCCCUAAACAUACACUACAUCACCUAUAUACACACACACACACGCUAUAGCCUGUAUGCACACACUUGCUAUAUCCCCUAUACACAUUCUCUACAGCCCCUAGCCACAUAUGCAUCACAUUACACCACAAACACAACAUGACUAAAACCAACCUUAUUACACAAUACCACACCACAAUCAGCACACUCUACACACACGUAAUACCACAAGCAGGCUCCAAACACAUGCACAAUACUCUUUCCUGGCAUUUUUGUCUCCUGGUAUCUUUAUAGAAACACCAGAGACAAUUUGCAAGGAAACACAGUGCAAGCAUGUUAUUAAAUUUGCUUGCACUGUGCAGAACAAAUACAGGGCUUUUUUAUCAUGCUAGAGCUCUUCAGCAGAGCUCUGCGCAUGGUCUGCCCUGGAAGAGCAUUGAACCAACAUGCUCACUUUGAGAGGGGGCGUGUUUGUCAUUGGUGAUGACAAAACACACCUCCUCUGCCCCGCCCCCUUCUUAGUGGGCCGCUGUGUUAAAAAAAUGCCCGGGCCGAAUUUUUCUCCCAGUCCGGCCCUGAUACAGUGUGACUACAAACCACUAUGGACUAACCUGAUCAUUAGUAAGAAUAUUCAACAGACAAGAGGUCACCCAUUGCGAUGGAAAAUAAGGUCCAAAAGGGUUCAUUACAGUAAGAACAAUAAAGAUGUGGAAUUCUCUGCUUGUCUUAUCAAUCUCUAUAGGUAUUUUUUUUUUUUUUUAAAGGCCUGGAUGCUUUUCAAAAAGCAGAAUAUUCAAGGACAUUAUUAAAGGACCGCUAUAGGCACCGAGACCACUUCAGCUCAAUGAAGUGGUCUGGGUGCCAGGUCCCUCUAGUUUUAACCCUGCAGCUGUAAACAUAGCAGUUUCAGAGAAACUGCUAUGUUUACAUAUGGGUUAAUCCAGCCUCUAGUCUCAUUGACAGCCGCUAGAGGCGCUUCCGCGCUUCUCACUGUGAAAAUCAUUGAGAUGCUUUCCUAUGGAUUGAUUGAAUGUGCGUGUGGCUCUUGCCGGGCAUGCGCAUUCGGCACUGACGUUGGAAGAGGGAGGAGAGUCCCCAGCGCCGAGGGAGCCCGGCGCUGGAGAAAGGUAAGUGUUUAACCCCUUUAGCCCCCUUCAGCCUGGCAGGAGGGGGGCCAUGAGGGUGAGGGGGACCUAAUGAUCUUAUAGUGCCAGGAACACAAGUUUGUUUUCCUGGCACUAUAGUGGUCCUUUAAAUUAUAAAAUUAUACGUUCGUUGUUGAUCCAAUGAGAACUCUCUUUAACUGUCAUUAUGGAGACCAAAAUAAUUUUUACCCCCUUUUUGUGAUAUAACUAGCCAUUGCUAAUUCAGCCUUAUGUGCCAUAUACUAUUCUUAUUCAACAGGGCUGCCCAAAAGGUAGAUUCCCAAAUGUUUUAAAAUGACAACUUCCGUGAUGAUUUGCCAUUCUAAAGAUAUUCUAAAUGCAUUCAAGGCAUUAUGAGAGUUGUAGUUCUACACAUCUGGUGAUCUACCUUUUGGGCAUCGCUGGUCUACAACAUUUUAUUGUAACAGUGGCUGCAUAGAGUAUCAUUAAACAGCAUAGUAGUACAUCAGUAGUUAAACUCUCUUAAGUGAGAAAAUAAAUCUGCCUAUCAGUGAACAUGCCUCACCCACCUGACCAACAAAGGCUUCAGCACAUUGUUUACAUACUUCCAAGACAAGGUGAAAUAUUUAUAGGAAAGAGAGAUCAGAAGUCAGAUCCUCUCUUCUCCUCUUCAUGCACGUAAAUGUGUGGGUUAAUGUACGAGAACACUUAAAAAGGUAAGUGUUUAUCACAUUGAACUUAAUAAUAUAUUGGUCCCCUAACAUUCCAGGAAUUAACUUCUAAAACAUGUUCUUCAUCUUUACAAUUUUAUCUACACUUUAGGCAACCAAUGUUGCUCACAAAUCUAUAGAAAUAGUGCUGUUCUCCUUUAUUCUUUCUGAUUUCCUUAAAAUUGCUGCUAUGUUAUCAUCAUAGAUAAAUACAGAGCCCACAAGUAGCUGCUCAAGGGUAUAUCCUACAAUGCAUAGCAGACACCCACAUGCUAACAUUUGGCAGAUACUGCAUGAUUCAUAUGAGGGCAGGCUUGCCCACACACAGGGUUGCCACUAUAAGUAAAAUAGUCGGUGAAGAUUUAACGUUUGUAUUAUCCCUUGCAGCAAUUAGUGGAUUAGGAUGAUUGGAUUUCUCAUGAACCAUAAUAAUGGUUACUCCAUCACUUGUUAGGUCAGUAGGUUAUUAACCUAACUAUUUGGUACUCAAUGUUAGACCUCAGAUGGCCCAAAUUAGGCAUGAACACAUCUUUGUUUACACCAACACCAACAGCACUCAAAUGAGCACAGAUGGUUUAGCAAGAAGACAAACAUAUACAGUUGCAAGAAAAACUAUGUGAACCCUUUGGAAUGAUAUGGAUUUCUGCACAAAUUGGUCAUAAAAUGUGAUCUGAUCAUCACAUAACUCACAACAAUAGACAAUCACAGUCUGCUUAAACUAAUAACACACGAAGAAUGAAAUGUUGCCAUGUUUCUAUUGAACACACCAUGUAAACAUUCACAGUGCAGGUGGAAAAAGUAUGUGAACCCUUGGAUUUAAUAACUGGUUGAACCUCCUUUGGCAGCAAUAACUUCAACCAAACGUUUCCUGUAGUUGCAGAUCAGACGUGCACAACGGUCAGGAGUAAUUCUUGACCAUUCCUCUUUACAGAACUGUUUCAGUUCAGCAAUAUUCUUGGGAUGUCUGGUGUGAAUCGCUUUCUUGAGGUCAUGCCACAGCAUCUCAAUCAGGUUGAGGUCAGGACUCUGACUGGGCCACUUCAGAAGGCGUAUUUUCUUCUGUUUAAGCCAUUCUGUUGUUGAUUUACUUCUAUGCUUUGGGUCAUUGUCCUGUUGCAACAUCCAUCUUCUGUUGAGCUUCAGCUGGUAGACAGAUGGUCUUAAGUUCUCCUGCAAAAUGUCUUGAUAAACUUCGUAAUUCAUUUUUCCUUCGAUGAUAGCAAUCCGUCCAGUCUCUGACGCAGCAAAGCAGCCCCAAACCAUGAUGCCCCCACCACCAUACUUCACAGUUGGGAUGAGGUUUUGAUGUUGGUGUGCUGUGCCUUUUUUUCACCACACGUAGUGUUGUUCUUCCAAACAAAUCAACUUUGGUUUCAUCUGUCCACAGAAUAUUUUACCAGUACUGCUGUGGAACAUCCAGGUGCUCUUGUGCAAACUAUAAACGUGCAGCAAUGUUUUGUUUGGACAGCAGUGGCUUCCUCUGUGGUAUCCUCCCAUGAAAUCUAUUCUUGUUUAGUGUUUUACGUAUUGUAGAUUCGCUAACAGGGAUGUUAGCAUUUGCCAGUGUGACUUUUGUAAGUCUUUAGCUGACACUCUUACUUCUUCACCUCAUUGAGCAGUCUGCGCUGUGCUCUUGCAGUCAUCUUUACAGGAUGGCCACUCCUAGGGAGAGUAGCAGCAGUGUUGAACUUUCUCCAUUUAUAGACAAUUUGUCUUACCGUGGACUGAUGAACAGCAAGGCUUUUGGAGAUACUUUUAUAACCCUUUCCAGCUUUAUGCAAGUCAACAAUUCUUAAUCGUAGGUCUUCUGAGAGCUCUUUUGUGCGAGGCAUCAUUCACAUCAGGCAAUGCUUCUUGUGAAAAGCAAGCCCAGAACUGGUGUGUGUUUUUUAUAGGGCAGGGCAGCUGUAACCAACACCUCCAAUCUCAUCUCAUUGAUUGGACUCCAGUUGGCUGACAUCUCACUCCAAUUAGCUCUUGGAGAUGUCAUUAGUCUAGGGGUUCACAUACUUUUUCCACCUGCACUGUGAAUGUUUACAUGGUGUGUUCAAUAAAAACAUAGCAACAUUUCAUUCUUUGUGUGUUAUUAGUUUAAGCAGACUGUGAUUGUCUAUUGUUGUGACUUAGAUGAUGAUCAGAUCACAUUUUAUGACCAAUUUGUGAAGAAAUCCAUAUCUUUCCAAAGGGUUCACAUACUUUUUCUUGCAACUGUAUAGCCUUCAUAAAAGUGAAACCUAUAAACUGUUGGGAGAGAUUUAAGAAAUAACAUUGGUAAACUAAUGAGCAUAUUCUAGAAUAGAAACUGAAAAUCUGUUUGUAAUAUAAACCUUAUCAUUUUAACCUAAAGGGAAGACUCUUUAAGAGUGCAUCUGAAGAGGAUGACAAGAGCACAAUAAGAAGAAAGCUACAAAAGACAGAAAAUGGGUUAUAUGGCUGUGAUCAGUGCAAUAAAACAUUCCAGAAGAGCAGUUCCCUCUUACGUCACAAAUAUGAACAUACAGGUAAGAACAUUCACAUGAUAUCACCUUGAAAUAACCAUAGACCUAUACACUCUAUCAUCCAGCCUCCAUUUUUUUUUAAAAUAUCUUCCCUUUAAAUUGGGCCAUGAAAUCAUCUUGACAGAAAGAAGGCAUUGGGACCAUCCAGGAGUUUGUUGCCUAAACACUAUAUUUUACUGAAUUAAAAUCUGCAUUGUGAAAGUUGUGCUAAAAUAGUUAACAGGGUUAUCACUAAACGUGGAUUUGGUCGAGAUGGAUAAUUGCCAAACUCUUUACUAAACAUAAUUCCGAUCGGAAUUUGGACAAACCAACAGAAUACACAAUAAUCAUCAGGAUGUAUUUGGUGUCUGGUUUUAAAAAAAUCAGUGUUUUCAUUCAGAAUAAAACACCAUGGAACAAAAUAGGUACCGAAUGCAUUUAAAAAUUGCACAUUCAAAAAUUAUCGUUCACUUGCUUUUAUGCAAGCAAACGGUAAUUUGAAGUACUAUUUGCCUAUUAGUAGCAUCGUACCUGGCAUCUUACCAACCCUCGUGCUUUGUGAAGGGGCAAUAAAUCUAAUACCUGGUGGGAAAAAAAUCAUACCUUCAGAAGUCUUCUUUCUUGAGCCCCCGAAAAAGACCAGAUAAAAUUCAUUGCACCUAGAUGCAACUUAAAAACAAAAUGACCAGAAAAAAAAAACAACCCAAAAAUGUUAACUGUGUCACAAAAAAAUAAGGGCUCCGUGCAGGCUUCAUAGAGGCGUUCCGCACUUUGAAAUCAUAGUAAAGCACUCUAAUUAGUCAUCUUGUAAGUCAACCAAUUAAAGUGCUAUGACAAACAACUCUUAUCUCUUGUGAGACUUGCUUGGGAAUGUUUGCACUUUUGUGAAUACUCCUGAGUUGGAGAAUUUUCCUAUUGGACUGGAUAUUGAAAUGUUCAAUUCCUUUUUCUGUUCACCACAAUCUACUGCCUAAUUUAAAUGAAUGUUAUAAAUAUGUAUAUGUAUUUAUAAUGCCAGCAUGUUCAUCUUGCUCUUUAGAUUCAUGGCUCUUCUUUACAUAUUAAGAUAAUAGUUAAACUCACCUUUUAGCUAGCGGUGUCCUGGUCUUGUUGCAGCUGCUGAUUCAACUUCUUUUGAGAUCAUCACUAGGGUCAUCUUAGGCAAACCCAGCUUAUUCUUAGUGAAGCAUUGAUGGCCAUACUGGGCAUCCAUGCAAUUGCUUUUCUAUUUGAAGAUUUAAGUGCAUUCGCCAUAAUGCUGAACGUGAAUACAUUAAAGAAAUGAAGGUAUUCUAGGAGGAUUUGCCUCUAGUGGGAGCCAUUAGAAGCAUGCUGACUGACAAAUCUUAAUAUUGUCAUUAUUUUAAAACAGCAAUACUUACAUGUCAUAUUUAAGGGACAGCAUCUAAGCACUAAUACCACUGCAUAAAGAUGUAGUGUUUUUGGAGCUUAGAGGGUCCCUUUAAGCUAUACUCGAAAUGUUCAAAAUCAGCACUCUUUUGCAUUAAUGAAAAUUAUAAGGACAGCAAAGCUGUACUUGCCAUAGAUGAUUGUAAAUUGAAGGUUUUCUAUAGAUAUACACUGAUUAACCACAACAUUAAAACCAAGGCUCAUUGAUACAUGUGGGGAGUGAAAGCUAGUCUGUCUGGUCUGAUCACACAAAAGAGCUACUGUAGCUCAAAUUGCUGAAAAACAUAAUGCUAGCCAUGAUGGACAGAGCACACUUUGCAUCACAGUUUGCUGCAGAUGGGGCUGUAUAGUGACCCCUGUCCACUGCCGAAAGCACCUUCAAUGGGGACAUGAACUUCAGAACUGAACUAUGGAACAAUGGAAGAAGGUUGCCUGGUCUGAUGGGUCAUAUUUUCUUUUAGACCAGGUAGAUGGCCACCAUGCAGCAUGGGAAGAAGGCAGGCCAGCAGAAGCCGGGUUAUGCUUUGGAUAAUGUUCUGCUGGAAAAUCUUGGGUCCUGGCAUUCAUGUGGAUGUUACUUUGACAUAUACCACCAUAUACCACCCAACUAGAGAUUAUUACAGACCACGUACACAUCUUCAUGGCAAUGGUGUUCCCUGAUGACAGUGUCUCUUACAACACGAUAAUGCACACUGUCAAACUGCAAAACAUGACAAAAAGUUAAAGGUGUUGCCUUGGUUUUAAAAUUCCCCAGAUUAGGCAUCUGUGGGUUGUGCUGGAACAACAAAUCCAAUCCAUAGAGUCCCCACCUCAUACCCUGCAGUCCUUAAAGGAUCUUCUGCUGAAGGUGCCAGAUACGACAGGACACAUUCAGAUGUCUUGUGGAGUCCAUGCCUCAAUGCAUUUAAGCUGUUUUGGCAGCAGAUGGGGAUCUACAUGAUAUUAGGCAGGUGGUUUUAAUGUUGUGACUGAUCAGUGUAUAUUGUACUUACCAUUGUAUGAUCUUCUUUUUGGAAACAUAUUCUUUUACCUUACAUGUAUGGCUUGUAUUUUUAUCAUGCAUCUCUUAAAGGGAUCCUAUAGUGCCAGGAAAACAAACCCGUUUUCCUGGCACUAUAGGCUCUUGGAGUGCCCUCCUCCCUCUGUUCUGGAUAACAACUUCUAGCUGGUCUAGUUAAGUGAUCUUAAUGCAGUUAAUAGUUUAAUUUUAGAAACAAAUCUAAAUUAAAAAAUAUUUCAUUUAUUGUAUAUUUCUUUUGUCUUUAUAAAAAAAUUCAUUUUUAUUUCAAAACAAUGCACAUGUCACUGAUGACAUGGCUGAUGACCACAGUCAGGAAUUCAGAAGAAAAAGCCUGAUAACUAGUCAUCAUUCUGGACAGUCACCAUUGACCACAGCAAAUUAAUAUCUUAUCCAGUCUUAGCCACCAAUCCCAGCUCUUGCAAUCAUUAUACAUUUAUUUUGUUUAAAUUAGUGUCUACAUAUUAUGAAUAUCUUGGUAAAUCAAAUUCACUGCACUUCUCAGAUCUACAGUAAUUGCAGUCUAAAACAAUCAAAAUGUAUUUGACAUUAUUUUUCUGAAGAUCAUUAAAAAAGAAGUUGCACAAAAGACUAUGGGUGGUCAAAAUACCACAUGUGGGGACAGGGGGAACUUUGUCUUAUAGUGUUUAUUGGUAAUUUGCCCCUUAAUGUUUAUUUAUUAAUGGGUCUCACCAUAGGGCCAAGUAAUAACUCACAUUUAGUUUUAAUGUAGCUCCCACCCGCUGACUUUGGGAGGAGGCAUGGCAUGCUCACUCGGUGAUGGUUGUUAUUAGCGACUAGACUACAACAGCACUGAGAUGCCCCCAACCCCGGCAUAGUGUGUGAGGGAAUGAGGAAUGUUUUGACUAUACUAGUGAAAGGUCAUACUGACCCACACAGGCUUUUUUUUUUAAAUUGCAGCCAGUGGACAAAAAAAUAUUUAUCAAUAGUUUUAAGCUAUGUGCCCAUUGAAGGGAAUUGCAUAGUUAAAACCUAUAUUUUCAAUGUAAAAUAUUGGCUUUAGAUUCAAAAUGGGAAUUAAUAUUUUUCUACUCUCGUUAAGCGUUUCACUGCUGGAAUUAAGUUGAAUCAAACCAUUACAUGACUUAUUGGGAGUAGAAAAUCUGUGGAUACACGUCAUUGACUGAUAUGUAAUUCAGGCCAGAAUUAGUUAACAUGACAAAGGCGCUAUAGCAAUCGUAGGAGGCUUUUUUUUCCCACUGAGACUUUCUGUACUUCCCUUAAGAUAUUUAUAAUUUUACAUUAUUCCCAUGAAAAAACACUGUAGUCACCAGAACCACUACAACUUAAUGUAGGUGUUUAGGUGUCUAUAGAAUGUCCCUGCACUCUUAACACUGUAAACACAGUCUUUUCAUAGAAAAGGCAGUAUUUACUUUGCUGUCUAGUACACCUCUCGUGGCAGUCACUCAUACGGCCACCAGAGGUGCUGCCUAACCCAGUGCUGCACAGUGUCUGCAUGGAGGAUCCAAUUACUGUAAUUUAGCCAUUUAUACUACUUCCAGCAUGCAUAACUGGAUCAAUCUAUGAUGAUAUAAGAGUAUGCUGAAUGAUGAAAACAAGUUUGCCUUUUUCUUCACAAUAGGAAGUCGGCCACAUCAGUGCACAGUCUGUCCAAAGGCAUUCAAGCAUAAGCAUCAUCUCAUUGAGCAUGUUCGACUCCACUCUGGCGAGAAACCUUAUUGUUGUGACAAGUGUGGCAAGAGGUUUUCUCACUCUGGAUCAUUUUCUCAGCACAUGAAUCAUCGAUAUUCCUAUUGCCGUAAGGAUCUUACUGAUCUCUCAGAAAACAGUCAAAUAGUUUGGGAGGAAAAUACCACCGAUGAUAAGAAUCAUUUAAACAUGCAGACAAAUGAAGAACCAGAAGCCACUGGAGAACACUGACAGACUGUAUAACACUGGACAUCAUGAAUAAAGGGAACAAUGGUGAUAAACUGUGUAGUUUAAGAAAACUGUGGUACAAUUUUGUGAAUUUUUAAAACGAAGAGGUCUACACAUCAGUUGGUGCUGUAAAAGUCAAUGAAAUGAACAACGUCAUAGGCUUGUAGCAAGGUUUCAGAUUUUCUGCUAUUCCACUGUAACGUAUAUCGGAACUCUACAUAUUAAAUAACUAUAGUUUAUGGUAUUGUACUAUAAUGGUGCCAUAUCUCUGGAGUAAAUUUAAAUUGCGCUGACAGGGUAAAGCUUUCUUUAGUUUAAUGCAUUUGGUGCCUUUAAUGUGUUGCAAAAUCACAAGGUUUUAGAAGUGAAAUAAUCACCACGGCAGCCUGUUUCUGUGGAUUGCAUUGGUUUCCAUGGUAAUUGAUGCACUGUUAUAUAUUUGUCCUAUUUUUAUAUGAGUGACCCUUUAUGGUAGGAAUAACUAUUAUUAUUAUUAUCCACCAGCUGUUGCACUGGAACAACCACGUUUCUCAGGUGACAUUUAGUUGUUCAAUGACGAUGUAUUUGGGCACUUUCUCAACAGCUGAGAAACUACAGGUUAUCUGGUCUGUUUUAUUAUCUCAUAUUUUGUAUUUCUUUUUACUUCAGUAAUUAGUAAUAUAUUUUAAUAAUCUAUAAAUUGAAUUCAGACCAUAUAUGUCUAUAAAUAUAUCAAUCUCUAGUGAUACAAUG
Pelobates cultripes (western spadefoot toad) is the source of this 18402-nucleotide messenger RNA. NCBI's taxonomy places the organism in Eukaryota, Metazoa, Chordata, Amphibia, Anura, Pelobatidae. The record is from the annotation of a GenBank genome assembly.